This is a messenger RNA of Zophobas morio, 1592 nucleotides long. RefSeq names its product nucleoredoxin-like. Gene Ontology annotation, molecular function: thioredoxin-disulfide reductase (NADPH) activity. The record is from RefSeq and is a predicted model, not a curated record. Gene Ontology annotation, cellular component: nucleus. NCBI's taxonomy places the organism in Eukaryota, Metazoa, Arthropoda, Insecta, Coleoptera, Tenebrionidae. The transcript is spliced from 6 exons. The coding region runs from base 79 to 1470 and encodes 463 amino acids. Gene Ontology annotation, biological process: negative regulation of Wnt signaling pathway; negative regulation of protein ubiquitination.
GAUCCCCCCCACGCGCCGGCGCCGCGACGCCGCCGCCGCGUGCUCUUCAGUCGAUCUCGAGCGUCGCGACGCUAUGCCAUGGCCCACAACGCCCACUGGCACGAGCGUCUCUUCGGCCAGCAACUGCUGCGCUACGAGAACGGGGCCUUCGGGUUCGCGGGGGCGCAGGAGGCGCUGUACAGCGCCAACAUCACGGGGGUGUACUUCUCGUUCGCCAACAUCAGCCAGCAGAGCGACGACUUCGUGAAGAAGUUGCGGCUGCUGUACGAGAGGCUCAACCAGGACUGCUGCGAGGUGAAGAAGCUGGAGGUGGUGCAAGUGGUGCUGUGGGCGAACAACGAUGUGUUCAGUGACUUUGAGAACAGCCACAGGGACAGCCUGGUGGGCAUGCCGUGGUUCGCGGUGCCGUUUAGUGAGAUCGAGCUGAAGACAAAACUUUCGCGGAGGUACCGGAUAAAAUCAGGAGUGCCAACUUUAGUACUCUUGGACCGGGACGGCGGCACCAUUAGCGUGUCGGCGCAAGAGCGUCUCCUGGAGGAUCCCAUGGGAACUUCGUUCCCGUGGCGACCACGUCCUGUCGACCAGGUCCUGAAGGACGUAGUCCUCCAGCAAGGCGGCACCUACUGCAAAGAGCACCCCUCCACCAAGGAGGAAACCCGCUACGGCGACCUCCCCGACGCCGUCCGCGGCUUCUACUUCUCCGCCAACUGGUGCCCCCCCUGCCGCGCCUUCACCCCCCAGCUCGCCGAAGUCUACCACGUCAUCCGCAAGCGCGAGCCCGGCUUCGAGAUCGUCUUCGUCAGCAGCGACAGGAGCGCCGAAUCGUACGCUUCGUACGUCGAAAACAUGCCCUGGCUGAUCGUCCCGUGGCAGCAGGCCGCGGUCAGGGCCGAACUGGCCCAGCUAUACGGCAUCCGCGGCAUCCCCACGCUGCUGCUGCUGGACCGAAACGGGCACAUCAUCACCACGGACGCCAGGACCGAACUGGCCGAAGACCCCAUGGCGCAGAACUUCCCGUGGAAGCCGCGCGCCGUCAACAUCCUCACCGAGCGCUACGCCAACAAACUCCACGACUACCCGGCGAUCGUUCUGUUCGUGGACGGCGAAGAAACCGAGCUCCAGUUCGCCGAGUCCGUGCUCUCCCCCGCCGCCGACUCCUACUACAAAAAACACAACAUCAACUUCAACUGCGCCCCCGAGGAUUUCUCGUCCAAUUGCGAGGACGACCACUACUUGCAGUUCCUCAUUGGCUUGGACUCCGAGACCAGCGACAUCCUGCGCGACCUGAUUGGCCUGGACGACGUGGUGCCCCUCCUCGUCGGGAUCGACAUCCCCAACCGGCGCUUCGCCGUCAUGGAGUACGGGGUGGAGAUCACCGUGGACGCGGUGAGCGACUUCGUCGAGAAGUUCCAGAAGGGCGAGGUCAAGUUCAUCGACGUCAACGAUAGGGUGGUCGAGGAUGAGCAUUAGUGCAAUAUGUAGAUAGUUAGGUUAGGUUUGUUAUAGGCGAUAUGUUCGUAUUUUUCAAUACUUUUAUAGAUGGCGCCGCCAUUGUACAGUCGAUGUGGUAGAUUAAAGAGUUACUAUAGCGA